CUCAGAAGCAGCUUCGCCAGACAGCCGCAACGUACAUGUUGACUGCCCGAGGCGGAAGUCGAUCGGCAGAGCGGAAGGGGGACCUGCAGAGGACCUUCCGACAGGUUGGUCAGACCAUGCCCAUGGUUCCUCCUCGACUUGACUAUGAAUGCCGCAUCUGUUGAAUGAAUGCAGUUUCUGCUGUUGCUUUCCAUUUUGGAUAGAAGUGAUUGCAAAUCUUAUCAAAAUAAUGAAAAAAAAAACACUUUUCAAUUCCUUUUCAACCCUUUUGAGUCUGAGGGGCAGCUGUACAUUAAAUGAAACCAUAUGUAUCAUAAUUUCAUUUUUCCAUCAAAAAGGCUUUAAAGGAAAUUCCCCUUUUUCUCCAUGUUUUGCAAUCUUUUUUGUUCCUUUUGUUAAAAUCAGAUUAAUCUCAUGAAACAUCUGAGGCAUUUCAGUCAAUUUAAGACCUGAGAAAAUAUCAUGCUGCUAGUUCUGAAACGAUCUGAAGUGUGAAUCAUGUGAUCACCAAAUAGAGGAACAACUGAAAAAUGUGAAUGAAAGAAAUCACAGCCUCUGAAAUCAGAUUGCUUAGAUUCAAAUCCUAGCUCUACCACACACUAUCUGAACGCUCUCCAGCAAGAGCACAUCUGCAUUAAAAGAUGUCAGACUCAGAGGAUCUUCCCAAAGGCAAGCACCAGCUGCAUUCACACAGGAAAUGAACCAUGUUCACUGAGAAACUACUGGAAGAUUUGAACAGCUUUUUCAAUGAGAACCUAUACCCAAACCCCAGCCUUCAGUGGGCUUCGAAAAUCGAAAUACAUCCAACAGUACUGGAGGUCUGGUUCGAGAACCACAGAGCAAAACUUAAGAAAGCAAAAUGCAAGCAUGUUCAGCAAAAACAAGAAACUCAACAACCAUCAAUACCAGAGGGCGAAGUCAAGACCAGUGCUGGCCUGAGAAAUACAGACACGCUACUCAGAUUCCCCAAUGCUGCUCAUCCUAUCGGCCUGGUGUAUAUGAAUCUUCGGGCACCCUCAUUCCUACUCAUUCUGUACCCCAACCUUAAGGUCCCUACAAAUGACUUCCCUGGCCAAAAAAUAGUCCAUUUUGGCUGCUGCCAAAAUCCUAAUGUAUACUGCCUCUAGCCCAUUUGGGAAUCCCAAGUUUGUUCUCCACGCUUCAAUUCUAGUUCUUCUUCCUGUUCAUCUCUACAAAGUUGAGAGAGAUGCUAAAUACAAAAAAUUACAUAUUGUAAAAACAAAACACUGGUGGUUUUUGUGGAUACUCUUCAUCAGGUUGAAGGUUGAAGAAGUUCCCUUCUAUUCUAAGUUUGUUGAGAAUUUGUAUUAUGAAUUUGUAUUUUUCUGUGUCCAUUGAAAUGAUCACAUGGUUUUUGCCCUUCAUUCUAUUAUGUUCAUUUCCACGUGAAUUUCAUUUUCCUGAACUUUUACAAGGGAAAUAUAGAUUUUAUAAUUUUAUGACUAGAACUCUCCUGUUGUUUUUGUGAAGUGUCAAAAAAUAUGGUGGCUUAAUUUCUGAGAUCUCCAGACUCUGUUCCCCUCCCUACUUUUUCUGGCCCUGUUCUUUCUUUUGUC
Molecule: messenger RNA, 1577 nt
Organism: Chlorocebus sabaeus (green monkey)
Lineage: Eukaryota; Metazoa; Chordata; Mammalia; Primates; Cercopithecidae
Product: divergent paired-related homeobox-like
Biological process (GO): regulation of transcription by RNA polymerase II
Cellular component (GO): nucleus
Molecular function (GO): RNA polymerase II cis-regulatory region sequence-specific DNA binding; DNA-binding transcription factor activity, RNA polymerase II-specific
Source: RefSeq, a predicted model, not a curated record